AUGCCGCCUGUGCCGCUACCGAUAAGCUGGAGAGGCCUGAGUGGGGCGCUGGUGCGUGACGUCACUAGUGAGGAGGGAAAGUUGAUGCCGCCGUUCCUGCUACCGAUAAUCUGGAUAGGUCUGAGCGGUGGCGUAGUUCUUAUUCAAAUAAGUGUCAAGUGGAAGUCCAUUAACGCUGUCAAGGGAACUGCGAUCACACGUCCUAGAAUAACGACGACAUACACCAGUAUGUCCAUUAACGCAGUUCAAGAAAACGUCGCUACAUGUUCAAAGGAAGAUUAUGGCAUCGACAAGCAACUAAGGACGCAGAGGCUCUCCCCAGAGCAACAGUGCGGAAUACAUUCGAAACGCGUCGCCAAGGUCGCACCCGCUAAAGGGCGUCUUGAUGUCGGUGGGCUUCUACUUCCAACAAUUAGUUUACGUAGAACUCCUCUAUAUGUGACGUCUAUUUUCAAUACGAAUGCUUCAGAAUCUUUAAAGAAUCACAUUACAGAUAUAAUAGACUUUUUAAUGGACGUGCAUGCGUCAGUAAAAAUCAAGAGUCAUUCAAUUGGAAUUCAAAAUGGUUUAAAUGAAGAUACUCUUAAUGGUCAACUAAAAUGUGGUUUUGCUCAAUAUAUAGCAUUAGAAAUUGGUAAAGGCAAUUCACGUGAAAAUCGUGCUAUAUCUCGUUAUUUACCUUGGCUCUACACUACUUCAUCAACACCGCAAUGGUAA
Messenger RNA from Ceratosolen solmsi marchali, 717 nucleotides. The record is from RefSeq and is a predicted model, not a curated record. NCBI's taxonomy places the organism in Eukaryota, Metazoa, Arthropoda, Insecta, Hymenoptera, Agaonidae.